GCAGAGCUGGGCCGCCGGGCCCCCCGCUGGGUGCGUGACCACCAGGUGACAGUGUGCAUGACCUGCAGCGAGACCUUCCACGCGCUCACCCGGCGUCGACAUCACUGCCGGGCGUGCGGCUGUGUGGUGUGCUGGAAGUGCUCCGACCACAAAGUGGCGCUGGAGUACGACGGCUACAAACUCAACAAGGUGUGCAAGUCCUGCUUCUCCGUCCUCAGCGCGCCAAGAGGAGGCGGGGCCAAGAAACGCUCGCCAGAGUCCUGCAGGGACUCCACCAUGAGCGGCUUCCUGCAAUACGGCGACCAUCCCAGAAGGUGUCAGCAGGUGUGGGGCGUGGUCACCACCACCGAGCCCCCCCUCCUCUCCCUUUAUGCCACCCCACAGGACCCCGCACCCAUGUCCAGAAUCCCGCUGCCAGGCUGCACUGUGGAGGAACCUCCUGCUGACCUCCAGGGACAUUUCUGCCUGCGACACUCUCAGAGUGUGCACGUCUUCACCUGCCAGGGCGACGACUUGAAGCGGCGUUGGGUGGGCGCCCUCAAAGCGGCCGUCAGAGGCUGGGACGAUGGCACCAGCGAGUCCAGCGGGGAGGAAUGACUUUCUAACAGCAGGAAGGAAAGCUAAAGUUGAAUUAUCUGAUUUGUUUGUGAAAUGACUGACAGGAAAAUAAAUAAAAAGUUUUAACAUGA
Molecule: messenger RNA, 689 nt
Organism: Nerophis lumbriciformis (worm pipefish)
Lineage: Eukaryota; Metazoa; Chordata; Actinopteri; Syngnathiformes; Syngnathidae
Source: RefSeq, a predicted model, not a curated record